GUCUUCCUCCGCAAUGUUCUCCGCCCUCCACACGUAGAACCCGCUCCUCGUACUGUGAACGUGCUUCGACCGUGGUUUAAACUUUGACAGGCUCUCUGUUGACUCCGAGAAUUCGUUUUUUUGUCGUUGAUUAACUUUUGCCGCAGAAGCAGCAAUGUGAAAAAUGACGACUGGAAAGCAAUCUGCGGAAUGACGAGCUUCAGUUCAUAGCGCGCUCCUCCCGGUUUCUCCCCCGUGUUCGUAUUCAAGUGUGUCCUCCUUCAGGUCCAUUGAUCUGCAAGAUGGCUCGCGGCUGCGUCUGCUGCGUCAAGUACAUGCUCUUCCUCUUCAACCUGCUCUUUUGGCUGGGCGGGUGCGGCCUGCUGGGCGUGGGCGUGUGGCUGUCGGUGUCGCAGGGCAACUUCGCCACGCUGUCGCCAUCCUUCCCAUCGCUGUCGGCCGCCAACCUCAUUGUCACGCUGGGCACCGUCGUCAUGGUGACGGGCUUCCUGGGAUGCCUGGGCGCCAUCAAGGAGAACAAGUGCCUCCUGCUUAGUUUUUUCAUUGUCCUGUUGAUCAUCCUGCUGGCCGAGCUCAUCCUCCUCAUCCUCUUCUUCGUCUACACCGACAAGGUGAGCGAAAACGCCCGGCGGGAUCUGAAGGAUGGGCUGGUCCUGUAUAACACGGACGACAACGCCGGCCUGAAAGACGCUUGGAACGCCAUCCAGGGGGAGUGGCACUGCUGCGGUGUGACGAGUUUCAGCGACUGGCAUGCAGCGCUCCAGGUCAACGUUGUUCCCGACAGCUGCUGCCAGCUCGUUCAUUCGGGAUGCGGACACAACGCUUCCAACGCCUUCUGGACGCGGGGCUGCUACGAGAAGGUGGAGGAGUGGCUGGACGACAACAAGCACCUGCUGGGCACCAUCGCCAUGUGCGUGCUGGUCAUUCAGCUCCUCGGCAUGGCCUUUUCCAUGACGCUGUACCAGCAGAUCCACCGCGCCGGGAAGAAAUACCAAGCCUAACUUUCCACUUAGAGAAUGCAGUAUGUACACACCGCAGUAUUUUAGCAUAAGCUGUAACACGUACAGUUAUUACCAUGACUAAUCUGUUUUGUAUCUAAAAUAUUUGUUACAAGUGUUAAGUGUCCUGACAUGUUCAAUUAAAGCACACAGCAGAUGCGGCUUUUUGAUGGACAUCCAAGAUCACUACAGUGAGGUCUUGAAAUAUGCCUGAUUAAAAACCGACAGACAAAU
Molecule: messenger RNA, 1232 nt
Organism: Hippocampus comes (tiger tail seahorse)
Lineage: Eukaryota; Metazoa; Chordata; Actinopteri; Syngnathiformes; Syngnathidae
Product: tetraspanin-9
Exons: 9
Coding region: 282-1001 (239 amino acids)
Cellular component (GO): plasma membrane
Source: RefSeq, a predicted model, not a curated record